Musca vetustissima is the source of this 1824-nucleotide messenger RNA. Its product is annotated as proteoglycan 4-like. The record is from RefSeq and is a predicted model, not a curated record. The transcript has 2 exons. Lineage: Eukaryota; Metazoa; Arthropoda; Insecta; Diptera; Muscidae. Bases 1 to 1824 code for a protein of 607 amino acids.
AUGCAAGCACCGCCACCACCGGGUGCCGGGGCAUUAAAUGCAUUUCUAACCGAAACCAUUGAACCUGUGACCCUCGCCGUUCUUUCGGCUGCAUGGGCAUUCUAUGGGAAUCCAGAUGCUGAGAUUAUUGAUACCAGCGAUGGCUCAGCUCCGUCUUCGUUCGAUCAAUUUAUAAUUAAUGCAGCAAUACGGCGUGGAAUGGACGGCGAUGCCGUUGCCGAAUUACUACGUACACGACAGCCUGUGGUUCGUGUGAAGAUUGAACCUCCGGGAAUUAAAAAAACAACAACAUAUAAACUUGACCCAGAUGGCAGUAUAUCUUCCAAAACACUCACUGAAAUUUAUGGCGGUACGGUUCCCAGCUCACUGAACAUACCAACAUCAAACAGUGGAACUGUGACCAGGACCUUCACAAGUAGUAAUGGACCAAGACCAGGUGGUACACGAGAUAAUUUUGAUCAUAGAAGCACAGACAAUUGGUUUGGUAGCCCGACAUUUGGAAGUCCAGUUUCACCCUGGUCUGCGGAACCGAGCACUACGGGUGCCCGCAAACAAUCCAAAGUAUACACAAACGCCAAUGGAGACAGACGAAUUGUGGAAACAACAGUAGACGAUGAAUUUCCCACAAACUACCACCAUACCACAAAAACAUUCAGAGGACCGAAUGGAGAGACUCGUGUAGUAAAGACAUUUUCAUCUAACCCAUUGGAUGUCAGUGGAUUACCAUCCGCCGAAUCCCCAUCAAGUACUGGAGACGAUGAAUUUCCAAGCAAUCAUCGUCAGGUUACUAAAACUUACAGAGGGCCAAAUGGCGAGACCAGAGUUGUAAAAACCUAUUCCACCAACCCAAUUGAGUUCAGUGGUUUUCCAUCAGUAGAAUCCCCAUCAUGGACAAUAAAUACACAUUCUUCCGAGCCGAAACUGACCAGAACUGAGAGCAAUUUUCCUUCGAAAUCUUGGCCUUCUUUUGAUAAUCCUUUCUUCCCAAGUUCUUGGUUGCCACACGAGCCCAUGGGUGAUCCGGAUGACUGGACUGUUGUGGAAGAUGACGAUGAUACAACUGUGAGUACAACAACCAGCAAAGAAACAAUCGCGACAAGCACGACAGUACAAACCAAAAUAUUGCCUACCGAACAAAGUUCUACAUCGAAGCCAAAACAAACACAGCCAGAAAUAAAAGCUACAACACCUUUGCCAAGCUUGGACGAAUUUCUAAGGAGUCAAUAUGGACCACCGAUACCAACAACAACAAAAGAAACCGUUGCAACCUCUGAAAUUCCCACUACUCCGCCAACAAUAACAACAAGCCAAAAACCCCAUGCAACAAGUACACAAAAACCAAAAUCACCUGCCGCAACUACCACAAAAAAGCCGAUAACAAUUAAUGUAGAAGACUUGCCCGUCGCUGAGGUAUUGGACAACGGAAACCCGGCAGAUGAUGUUCUCAUCAAUAAAUUGCCGCCUCAUUUGCAACCGAAGAUGAAUACGGGCAAAGUUCUGAGAACUGAAAAUAAAUACCCAACAGAGGUGGAGUAUCCCGAAAUGAAGACAGCACACCGUGAAGUCGCAAGUCCCAGCUUCAAGAUGCCAACCACAAUGUACAACACAUUUUACGAGCAGAAAAGACCCGUUGUAUACUCGCCACCACUUAGCCCGAUUUCUGCCUUUCUGGCCCGUUUCGAUUUGACGAAAGCAGACAUCUUGGCCAGAAGUGGCGAAUACACACACACAAUCGUCGACGAUGAUGGCUCCUUGUUGGAAGUAAGAUUUAUUCUGAGCUCACCCAUCCACCGACAAGUAACCAAAGGCAUACCCUUCAAGUAG